Molecule: messenger RNA, 951 nt
Organism: Penicillium angulare
Lineage: Eukaryota; Fungi; Ascomycota; Eurotiomycetes; Eurotiales; Aspergillaceae
Product: GILT family protein
Exons: 2
Coding region: 1-951 (316 amino acids)
Molecular function (GO): oxidoreductase activity, acting on a sulfur group of donors, disulfide as acceptor
Source: RefSeq, a predicted model, not a curated record
AUGGAGAAAUUACCUAUCCACACUGGGGAGACCCAGAUACCUCCCAAAGAAUCAGAAUCCACAACUCGACGAGAGCGCCCCGAUACACCAACUUUCUUGCGACGUCUCUUUCUUGUUUUUUGUUUCCUGGGCUGUUAUUAUUACGUGAUUCGCAUUCUACCAACAACAGAAUGGAGAUCAAGCCCCUGCAGCCAUGGCCAACAUGAUACUGAACUCGCGAUGGAAGAUACAGAGGAGACAUAUACCCAAAUAUACGAAAACGGUGCACAGUUCAAUAUGAACGCCUUCGAUGAGCAAACGAAGGUUCCACUCGAAGCCCAUAUCAUGAGCAAGUGUCCAGAUGCCCAGGCCUGCUUGCACAAGUUGGUUCUUCCCGCUAUGGAGAAAAUCAGUGACAAGGUUGACUUCCAACUGUCUUUUAUUGCGACCGUAUCGAAAGAGUCCUCCGAUAUCGAGUGUAUGCAUGGACCUACUGAAUGUAUCGGCAAUAUGCUCAUGCUCUGCGCUGCCAACUUGCCUUUCCCUCCAACAGAAAAUGAAUCGCUCCUCCCCAGUACAUACCCCCGAACACCGAUCAUUCGUUCAUUGGGAUUUGCGAACUGUCUUAUAGAUGAUUACCCUCUGAUUCCAGACCGCGACCUUGUUAUACAUUGUGCACUGGAGCAUGGAAUCGACUUUGACGCUUUGAAUCGAUGUGCUAGUCAACAGAGUGACGAUCCUGAUGGUGGCUCCUCUGGGUCAUAUCCCCCAUUGAGUGGUAUAGCUCUUCUACGAGAGAAUGCUCUACGUGGCGAAGAACUUGGUGUGCAUACUAGCUGUACUGUGCGUGUGGACGAUGCUGUCUGGUGUGUUCAUGACGGUGGUUGGAAGAAUUGUGUCCAGGACGGCGAAGGUAGUAAGCCUCAGGUCUUGAUUGAUGAGAUCAACAGACUUUGGGAUGAAAGAAACUGA